ACCAACAGUUACCCUUAAACAGUUGGCACGCAGAACAGAGAGAGACUCGCCAUGUUUUGCUUAUCCAACCUUUCUAUAAGCAAACCCGUUGUUGCUAACGCAGCACUUCCCCAAAAAAGCAGCCAUUCUUCUUCUUCUUCUUCUUCACCUGAAAAACAAACUAAUGCUCCUAAACCCACCAAAAAAACCAUAACUUCUCUACCUAGAAACAAGCUUCGCGGUGGACCACCACCGCCCACCGUAAUCCAAAUCGAACGCAUCGUCGGCGCUGGAAGCUUCAGAGACGGCGAUCCCGAUACCGGAGAUACAGACGUAAGGAAAUCUGUUUUCGACUUGUUCUUGGGGCAAGCACUUGAAGGGCCUGUGGAGAAGAAGAUGAGGAAGACAGGAGAGUGGCUGUCUGCUAAUGCUGAGACUCGAUUUCGCUCUAAUGGAAAAAGAAUUAUGAUGUUUAUGUUUCAAUGGAUGAUACCAAUUUGGUUUAUAGCAUUCCUAGUAGCUUGUGGAGCCAUCAAGUUACCAUUCAGCAGCCCUUUUCUUGAUGACCUACUCAUGUGAGCACAGGCUAGUUGCUUUUUGCAGAUUGCAGGGUGGUAAAUUUCUCAAAGUUCAGGGGAGCACUAUCCAUAUAUUUUGUAUUUAAUAGUAUAACAUUCUCACCUGUUCCAAAAGCCGAAAUUUUAAUCAAUUUACCUGAACACUCUGUAGAUAUUUUACUUGUGACCCUAUUGAUCUAUAAAUACUUGUAGUUUUCCUUCCAUAGGUAGCAAUAUACUCGAUUGUUUCAUUCCAACGUUAGGACUUUUAUUAAGGCACAUGUUUGUUGCUCUUGUAAUGGACAAGUGGAGUAUUUCAGCAUUGAAAUCUUCCUUUAUGUAUAUUGGUGU
Messenger RNA from Gastrolobium bilobum, 887 nucleotides. Its product is annotated as probable NAD(P)H dehydrogenase subunit CRR3, chloroplastic. The coding region runs from base 52 to 558 and encodes 168 amino acids. The record is from RefSeq and is a predicted model, not a curated record. The transcript has 3 exons. Gene Ontology annotation, cellular component: NAD(P)H dehydrogenase complex (plastoquinone); chloroplast thylakoid membrane. NCBI's taxonomy places the organism in Eukaryota, Viridiplantae, Streptophyta, Magnoliopsida, Fabales, Fabaceae. Gene Ontology annotation, biological process: photosynthetic electron transport in photosystem I.